Molecule: messenger RNA, 4392 nt
Organism: Malaclemys terrapin pileata
Lineage: Eukaryota; Metazoa; Chordata; Testudines; Emydidae
Gene: PHC2
Product: polyhomeotic homolog 2
Exons: 16
Coding region: 293-3082 (929 amino acids)
Cellular component (GO): PRC1 complex; nucleus
Molecular function (GO): protein binding; zinc ion binding
Source: RefSeq, a predicted model, not a curated record
CCCACUGGUAGGCGACGAGGCGUGGGAGCCAGGGAGCAGCUGCAGGGCCCGGGCACGCUGGCUUCAGGCCCCUGGCCUAGGGGAGCCCAGCCAGAGCCCACUCCACACACAAGCACCUUCAGCUUAACCCUUCGGAGGCCAGACUGUCAUGGCUGGUGGGAGCAGCACGCCGAGCUGCUUGGCACAUGCCCUGCACACGCGCAGGCGGCAGCUCUAACCUGACCAGAAUCCCCUUUCCCACCACCUCGGCCUUGGUAUUUCCUUCUUCCAAUCGGUGCCCAGGACUGUUACCAUGGAGAAUGAGCAGCUGCAGGUCCCGCCUCCCUCCAGCAGCACCAGCAGCACCAGCACUGCCAGCAGCAGCAGCAGCAGUAACGGGCGCCAGCCGGGGCCCCAGAUCUCUGUGUACAGCGGGAUCCCAGACCGCCAGACCGUCCAGGUGAUCCAGCAGGCCCUGCACCGGCAGCCCAGCACCGCGGCGCAGUACCUGCAGCAGAUGUACGCCGCACAGCAGCAGCACCUCAUGCUGCAGACGGCCGCCCUGCAGCAGCAGCACCUCAGCAGCGCCCAGCUCCAGAGCCUGGCGGCCGUGCAACAGGCGAGUCUGGCUGCUAACAGGCAGGGCGGCUCCUCCGGCAGCAAUGCUCCCGCACAGACACCAUCCCAGCAGCCCACGAUAAACCUGGCCACGUCCCCUGCUGCCGCCCAGCUGAUCAACCGAGCUCAGAGUGUGAACUCUGCAGCUGCCUCAGGCAUCACCCAGCAAGCUGUACUCCUGGGGAAUGCCACCUCCCCCGCCCUGACGGCCAGCCAGGCCCAGAUGUACCUCCGGGCCCAGAUGCUGGAAGUGAGCGGGGGCCGAAUGCAGAGGGGGAGGGGCCCCCAGCGUUGGCUCCAGAUCCCCUCCCGGGCCUCCCCGAUACCCCAGCAGGAGCUGCUGUUGCCCCGGGGCACCCCCGCUCGGGCCCAGCAAAGUAACCUUGUGCAAGUAGCUAGGAGCCUAGGCCGUGCUGUUCCUUUAUCCCCCCAGCUCAUCUUCACUCCUACGGCCACAGUCACCGCGGUGCAGCCCGAGGGCAGCGCAGCCCCCACCUCCCAGCCAUCCACCACCACUGCUCAGGUCCAGAAUUUGGCCAUAAGAGCCCAGCAGACAGUAGCACAAGGAGUGGCUUCCUCCCAAGCCCAGCAGCUCCCCACCCUGGCCAUGAAGCCAGCUCCAAGCAGCAGCCAGCCGGCCUCCAACACUUCUCAGGGCAAGGCCGUGGGGCCAGCUCCCUCUGCGGGCACCAAGGGCAGCCAGGUUGAGCAGGCAGCAGAGCACCUUAAAAAGGGAGACGGCAGCGUGCCCACCAGCAUGGACAGCCGAGGGCACCCCAUGAGCCGGACGGUGACACCGGUGACCACCCACCCACUCAUCGCCCCAGCGUACGCCCAGCUGCAGCCCCACCAGCUCAUUCAGCAGCAGAAGCAGAUCCAGCACCAGUUUGUGAUCCAGCAGCAGCAGCUCCAGCCCAGGCCCCAGCCUCAGCUCAUCCAGGGCGGUGCCAACACCUCACCCCAGCUGCAGCCACUGCCCCCGCCCACACCCAGCCUGGCAGUGCAGCCCAGCCCGCAGGUGCAGGGCCAGAGCCACACCGCCCCACAGGGCCCAGCCCCCCUGUCCCACCCGCCGCAGUGCCAAGCUUCUAGUCAACACAAACCUAGUGCCAACCAGCCAUACCAGCCCGCUCUGCACGCCCCUGGGCUCCAAGCUGUGGGCCCAGCCCAGCCAGCGCCUGAGGGCGGGCCUCAGAACGGACACCCCGGGUGCCUGAACCAUGCCACGCAGCGCAAGUUCCAGCAUGCCUCAGCCGUGAUCCUGCAGCUCCAGCCAGCCAUCGGGACGCCUCAGCUCAGCGUCCAGGAGAAUGCCAGGAAAGACAUCCUUCCUGCUGAUAAGAACCCGGAAAGCCUGCCAGCUCUGCAGCCGCCACAGGCUGCCCUGAUGCCCCCAACUGCACCCCCAGACCCAGAGGUCUCUGAGGGCAACAGGCCCCCUACUCAUGAGCCGGGACAGGACCGUGUUCAUGUGCAGAACGACCCCAGCAGCCCCGGCAUGACAUCAGGGAACGGAAACUCUGCCUCUACUGUCGCUGGCACUGCCCCCCAGAAUGGUGAGAAUAAACCACCACAGGCCAUUGUGAAACCCCAAGUCCUGACGCAUGUUAUCGAAGGGUUUGUGAUCCAGGAGGGGGCAGAGCCGUUCCCGGUGGGGCGCUCUUCACUGCUCGUGGGGAAUCUCAAGAAGAAGUAUGCCCAGGGCCUCUUGGCUGAGAAACUCCCACAGCAGGACAAUACAACCACCACUGACUCUGACAUGGAGGAGCCCUAUCUGCAAGAAUCCAAAGAGGAGGGGAACCCCCCGAAGCUGAAGUGUGAGCUCUGUGGCCGCGUUGACUUCGCCUACAAGUUCAAGAGGUCCAAACGCUUCUGCUCCAUGGCCUGUGCCAAGAGGUACAACGUGGGGUGCACGAAGCGGGUGGGGCUCUUCCACCCUGACCGCAGCAAGCUCCAGAAACCGGGGGCGGCCACGCACGGGCGCCGUCGCACCUGCAAGGGAGCCUUACCUGUCCUCAGCAAGGACACCAAGAAACAGACUCCGGUGUCCCUCUCCACGGGCUCGGUGCCGCUCUCAGUCACAGCCUCACUUCAGCUCAACCGCAGCCAGGAGGAUUCCAGCCGCUGCUCCGAUAACUCGAGCUACGAGGAGCCGCUGUCGCCCCUCUCGGCCAGCUCGUCCACCUCACGCCGGCGGCAGGGCGAGCGCGAACUGGAGCUGCCCGACAUGCACAUGCGGGACCUGGUAGGCAUUGGGCACCACUUCCUGCCCAGCGAGCCCACCAAGUGGAAUGUGGAGGAUGUCUAUGAAUUCAUCCGCUCCUUGCCAGGGUGCCAGGAGAUUGCGGAGGAGUUCCGCGCCCAGGAGAUCGACGGGCAGGCCCUGCUGCUGUUGAAGGAGGAUCACCUCAUGAGCGCCAUGAACAUCAAGCUGGGCCCGGCGCUGAAGAUCUAUGCCCGCAUCAGCAUGCUCAAGGACUCCUAGAGGCGCCCGCAUGCGUGGCAUGGGCAGCCCCCCUGGACACUCCCGCACAGGGCAGAGGCACCUGCCUACAGAAGCCCUUUGGGGACCGGCUGUCGCUAGGAGCUGGGGGGACGACAUUGGGCCCAUGAGCUCCCUGUGGCCCGGAGCACAAAGGGCCCCUGAAUCCCAGAGCUAGGGUCUGCCUGGAUCCCCGUCUUCCCACCUCCUGGCUGGGGCAGAGGCUGGGUCUUGUGGGGCUGUACAUAUUCUGUAGCAUUAGCUUUCCCUUCUGCAGCCCCAGCCUGCCCCAUGGUGCACGGGGAGAGGGGGUCGUGGCUGCAGGGCAGGCUGGGGCUGUUCAACGGGCAGUGCCCCCCUGGCCGGGUGCUGGCUGGUAUUAGGCAGGGCUGGGCUGAUUUUCCCCUGUACCCGCCUGGCUGUGUGACCCACAGGAGCCCCACUCCCCUCUCUAGCUCCUCAGCUACCCCCUCCCGCCAAGAACUGCAGACUUGCCACCCCCGGAGAGGCUGAGGGGCUCGUGCUGGACCCAACCCCCGACUCUCAAUGCCAAACAGGACGGUUGCCUUAAAGUUGUGUGUGGUUGUGGUGCCAGGCACUGCCCCCCACCCCUGGCAGGGGGCCACUUCCUGCCCCCCCCCCGUGUGCUCCAAGCCCGUGGCCGAGGCUGCUGGGGGGGGGCAGUGUGUCAUGUGGCUCAGACUGUUCACGCGGAAGCCAGCAUGUCCCACUGGGGAUGGCUCCUGGGUGGUGGGGGCCCGGCUCCUGGGACAGCACAGGGGGGAGCAGGCUCCUGGCUGGCUGAGGGGGGGAAGAGUGCCCAGUGCCCCUUGGCAGGGGGCUGCAUUGCAGCAGGGCCUGCUAUGUUCCCUGGGCAUGGACACCGCUGGCCCCAGUGGCCCAAGAGCAUCUGUGCUGUGGAGGGGGCAGGGUGGGUGUCCCUCCAGGCUCCUGGUGCCAGUGUAGCGGCUAAUGCUAGCAGAGCUGUCCCCCACGCUGGCUUGGGGGGCAUCUGCACAGGCCUUCCUGGGGAUUCCCUUAGCGCCUGUCCUCAGGCUGCCAUAAUACGGCCGAAGCUGCCUGUAUGCACCAGGGUGGGGGGCUCUAAGCCCCAGUGAGAAUCAUUCCUCUUUUGAGUUGGGGAGAUAUGCAGCUCCAUCUUCCCCUCCACACAGCAGAGCUGCCGGCUGCAAGCGUCCCCCAGCAGGUAGGGAGCUGCUCCCGGCUCUAGACUGAGGGAGGCUGGGCUGGGAAGGUCUUUUUAAAACCCUUUUUUUCCUGUUGGUUUUUAAUAAACGUUACAAAAAACUCCA